GCGCUUGCGCCCAAGGGGCGUGGUAGUCGCACCUGCGCGAGUUGGGGGGGGAAGAAGGAGGAGCAAGGUGACGCAGGCGUAAUAAUAGAGAAGGUGCCAGAAAGAUCCAAAACAAGUGGCUGCGGCCGUCGCCCAGGAGUAAUCGGACCCCGGAAUCCGGGCCUGGUUCUGAGCUUGUUCCGCAUCCCUCCCCCGGGAAUGGCGCUGUCUGGGUCGACCCCGGCCCCGAGCUGGGAGGAGGAUGAGUGCUUGGACUACUAUGGUAUGCUGUCGCUUCACCGUAUGUUCGAGGUGGUGGGCGGGCAGCUGACCGAGUGCGAGCUGGAGCUUCUGGCCUUCCUGCUGGACGAGGCCCCCGGCGCAGCUGGCGGCCUGGCCCGCGCCCGCAGUGGCCUGGAACUGUUACUGGAGCUGGAGCGCCGUGGGCAGUGCGACGAGAGCAACCUUCGGCUGCUGGGUCAACUCCUGCGGGUGCUGGCCCGACACGACCUGCUGCCUCACCUGGCUCGCAAAAGGCGCCGGCCUGUGUCCCCUGAACGCUACAAUUUUGGCACCUCCAGUUCUUCUUCAAAAAGGACAGAGGGCAGCUGCCGGCGCCAUCAUCAGUCCAGCUCUUCAUCCAGCACUUCAGAUUCUCAGCAGGGCCAGUGGAAUACAGACUCCCCACCAACCAAGCGACAACGGCGGAGUCGAGGCCGCCCUAGUGGUGGUGCCAGAAGGCGGCGGAGAGGGGGCCCACCUGCCCCUCAACAGCAGCAGGAGCCUACGAGGCCCACAUCAGAAGGCAAAGUGACCUGUGACAUCCGCCUUCGGGUUCGAGCAGAGUACUGUGAGCACGGGCCAGCCUUAGAGCAAGGCGUGGCAUCCCGGCGACCCCAGGCAUUGGCUCGGCAGCUGGACGUGUUUGGUCAGGCCACUGCAGUGCUGCGCUCCAGGGACCUGGGCUCUGUGGUUUGUGAUAUCAAGUUCUCAGAGCUCUCCUACCUGGAUGCCUUCUGGGGUGACUACCUGAGUGGCGCCCUGCUGCAGGCCCUGCGGGGCGUGUUCCUGACUGAGGCCCUCCGCGAGGCUGUGGGCCGGGAGGCUGUCCGCUUGCUGGUCAGUGUGGAUGAGGCCGACUACGAGGCCGGCCGCCGCCGCCUACUGCUGAUGGAAGAAGAUGGGGGGCGUCGCCCAUCAGAGGCCUCUUGAUCGAGGAUCUGGCAGCACAGACUCCACUUCAAGGUCUCCGGUCCACCUUCUCCCUCGGAGGACGACCAUCUCUGCCCCUAGAGGACUGUCGUUCUGGCAGCCCUGAGACUGCUCCCCACGGCAGGUCCCCUGACAGCCUCUUCUACAGGAUGUGGGCUCUGAGGCCUAAACCACUUCCAGCCAGGUUUCCUUCCCAAACGCCCUCCACCCCGCAGGUGUGUUCUCUUACCCUCAGGAGGCCAGAGACUCAGGCUUGCAGAUGCAAAAGGUGGAGGUGCAACCACACUCACCAAAGCCCCCGUCCGUCAAGUCUGCCCCCGGGUCUCUGUGCACGUGGGUGCUAGUGCAUACAGGUACCCACUCAUGCACUGCCCCCUCCAGCCCUUGCCCUGGCCUGCUCCACACACUUUGGCCUAAGGGCUUCUGUCUCAGGAUCUCAUUUUACCGCCCUUACCUGGGCUUCAGCCACAUUCGUGGGCCCUGGAGUUGGGGUGCACAUAGGGCCUGCUCACCUUGCCCACACAUCUCACGCCAGCCAGGGCUCUGCCCAGUGUCCCCACACAGACCCAGCUGUCUUGGCCACACCUCUUCUCCUCAGGACCUGGCACAGACGUGCACUUACUUGGACCCUUACCCAGAGUAUCACACGUUGUGGCAGAAUUAGACCAAGGUCUGCUGUUGGCUAUGGGGCCAGGGCCAGGACUGGCUGCCUUGGAAAGGAAAAGUAAAGAUCUGGGCUGAUGGGAAGACAUUUUGCAAAUGAACCAAUAAAACUGCCCUAGAAGGGGCACAGGUGGGCAUCAAGA
Messenger RNA from Cavia porcellus (domestic guinea pig), 1997 nucleotides. It is a transcript of the gene Dedd2, whose product is annotated as death effector domain containing 2. Gene Ontology annotation, biological process: apoptotic process; regulation of apoptotic process; extrinsic apoptotic signaling pathway via death domain receptors. The record is from RefSeq and is a predicted model, not a curated record. The coding region runs from base 199 to 1191 and encodes 330 amino acids. Lineage: Eukaryota; Metazoa; Chordata; Mammalia; Rodentia; Caviidae. The transcript is spliced from 5 exons. Gene Ontology annotation, cellular component: nucleolus. Gene Ontology annotation, molecular function: DNA binding; protein binding.